CUGGCAUUAACAGUUUCAAGUCUUGGACAAGAUAACAUUGAGUGGACUAUUCCGUCAUUCCCUGUUCUGACGAUAGAAUUUGUAAAAGGAACUGUUUCUAUAACUGGUAGAAGGACAGGGUGGCCUGCGCUAUUCAAGCUGAUGACAGUGGACGGACAAAAUGUGGAGAUGAAAUCAUUGCUCAAAAAUGGUGUAACAUUGUGGUUGAAAACAUCACAUAUUUGGUCAUUUGGGAAUUUAGACGGUCUGAACCAGUAGAGCCGGAGGAUCAUUCAAUUGUUAAUGCUGAUGAUUCUGAUGAUUCAAAUGAGGAGAACGAUUCUUCAGAAAUUGAGCAUACUGUUCCUUUCAAAGUACUUGGUACUGCAUAUAAAGGACGACAAAUUAUCCUUAAAAAUGCAUACGAGUGUUUGGAAAAUAACAAAGAUGUACAAGCGCAGCUCCAACCAGAGCCUGAAAAUGAUUAUGACCAAAAUGCAAUAGCCGUAUUAAUAAACUGUGGUAGUGGUUGGAACAAAGUUGGUUACAUUGCCAAAGAGUUAACAAGUGACAUACACCCUAUCAUUGAAAGAAACAACAUCAAAGUAACUGUUGCACGCAUUCGCUUUAGAGUAAACUACUUGUUAGUUGGCUUUUAUGUAACCUUAAAUAUCACUAAAAAGGGACCCUGGAGCUCCAAAGUUGUCAGGGCCUCAAGAAAAGUCCAGUAA
Porites lobata is the source of this 710-nucleotide messenger RNA. NCBI's taxonomy places the organism in Eukaryota, Metazoa, Cnidaria, Anthozoa, Scleractinia, Poritidae. The record is from the annotation of a GenBank genome assembly.